AUGGCCGACGAAAUCGAAGUCGUCUGCCGCAUCUGUGGCACCCCCCUGGAGGAUGGCCCCUACAAGGACCAUUACGAACUGUGCCCAACGCACUUCGAUAGGGAGCGUUUCUCAGGGAGGCUCAAGCUUCUGAGAAGCGACCCCCCGCGCAAGAAGCGGGGGAGUCAAGCCGCGUCGGGCCCCGUUCCCAACCCCCAGCCGGUGGAGGCCGCUGGGGGAGACACCAACAACGGGGCUCCGAAGCCCGCGGAAAAACCAACGGCGCCCGCGAAGGGCAAGAAAGGCGUCCUUUCCUCGGCAGCCAAUGACUCCGAGGGUCAAAAGCUCGGCCCGGCCUGUGGUCCCUGCAAAAGAGCCAAGAUACGUUGCAAGCAUCGUCUGGUACUCGACGAUGCGAGCAACGUCUCCCCUUCCAAGAAACGGAAGCGGGAUGCAGGGUCCCAGGUCGGCGUCGCAGCUGACAAGCAAAAGGACGCCAACAACAACGACGUCUCUGUGGUGGGCGUGGAGGCCGAGGCUCCCCCACCUGCAAAGAGGGCGCGAAAGGCCCAGCAGAAGGAGGGUGGUGCCGUCUCUUCGGAGACAAAGCCCUCUCUUGACGCUGGGCCCGCAGCUGGCCCUGCCAAGAGACAGACUCGGGGCAGUUCGAAGAGGAAGCGCGAGGCCGAAGAGCCUCAAGCCGACUCAGAGGCUGCAGCCGCUGCUGGCGCGACAACCGCCACGGUCAGGGAGGAGAACAAACCUCCCGUGAAGCGUCCGAGGCGGGCACGCAAGCCAACGCAGAGUGUCGCUUUUGCCGACCCUGUCGUGCCCGCCUCGACGGUUCAGACCGUCACACCCGCCGCAGCUCCCGAGCGACGGUAUCCGAUCCCCUUCCCACUCGACAACCUGGAAGGGUCCGCCAUGAUCGCCUACCAUCGCGUCCAAAGCCGGAGGUUCGAAGCUCUGGUGGAGGAUGCCAACUCCAAGUGGGUGGCCGCGAUGGAGGCGUUCCAAGCCGUCAAGGACCACCUUGACGGCUGGGCGGACCAGUGGGCGAGGGGUGGAUAA
Molecule: messenger RNA, 1050 nt
Organism: Paecilomyces variotii
Lineage: Eukaryota; Fungi; Ascomycota; Eurotiomycetes; Eurotiales; Thermoascaceae
Exons: 3
Coding region: 1-1050 (349 amino acids)
Source: RefSeq, a predicted model, not a curated record